AUGCCUCAUAGUCACUGCGAUGGGCACCACGAUCAUGACGACGAAUUAGGUGUUCAGUAUAAUCUAUUUCAAAAAAUUGAUAUUGAAAACUUACAAUGUUUAAAUGAAAGUAUUGAUGGUGCUGGAAAAACUGUUUUUAAGCCCUGGGAAAGAAGGUUAGACCGAACACAGUAUGUUGAAAGUGAUGCAGAUGAAGAGCUACUCUUUAAUAUACCUUUCACUGGCAAUAUUAAACUUAAAGGUAUAAGGAUAGUAUCUGAAGACACAGAUUGCCAUCCAGCGAAGUUAAGACUAUUUAAAAAUAAACCAAACCUAACAUUUGAUGAUGUGUCUAUGGAACCAGAUCAAGUUUUUGAACUUCAAAAAGAUUGUGAGGGACAUAUCGAAUAUAAUCCAAAAAUUGUCACUUUUUCAAGUGUAUCACAUCUAACCAUGCAUUUUCCUGCUAAUUUUGGUGCUGAAAGUACAAAAAUAUAUUAUAUAGGACUUAAAGGAGAGUGGAUGCCUGGACAUAAACAUGGAGUCACUAUUUGUACAUAUGAAGCUAGACCCAUCCUUGAAGAUCACAAAUUGAGUCAUUUAGAUUCUGUUAGCAAAACUAUAGAA
Molecule: messenger RNA, 606 nt
Organism: Brenthis ino (lesser marbled fritillary)
Lineage: Eukaryota; Metazoa; Arthropoda; Insecta; Lepidoptera; Nymphalidae
Source: the annotation of a GenBank genome assembly